Molecule: messenger RNA, 780 nt
Organism: Caenorhabditis elegans
Lineage: Eukaryota; Metazoa; Nematoda; Chromadorea; Rhabditida; Rhabditidae
Source: the annotation of a RefSeq genome assembly
AUGGCUGACUUCAUUGAAGUAAAAAUAAAUAGAGGACAUACCACAAUGUUAGUCUUGAAACAAGCUGUUGUGGGCUGGGACAGUCCCGAUGUGGUAACAAUGCAUCUUCGAUUGGUGGAACAGCAGCCGGAAGUUCCAACCCACGUGCAUGUCGUGCGAAGCCAAAAGCCAUGUCGUGCAUGUCGUGCGAAGCCAAAUACCUACACUGGAAAGCUGAGAGGCAUGCUAAGUCACUUCCAAUGUACUUGUUGAAUGGAGAUGAAGAAGGGCUCAUCGGAAAGCUCUCGUUUUUCAAAGAACGAACAGCAGAGGCUUUCAAUGCAAAGCUCCUAUGAGAAGAAGCAAAAAGAUUGAAAGUAAAUCUCACGGACACUUUCCACUCAGCCAUCCCAUUUUCUGGUUCAGGAAAUAAUUUCGUUUAUUUCACUACUGGAUUCAGUUCGGAAACUGACAGAAAACGCGUUGAAAGGAUGAUUAUUGAGUCCAAUUGGGUCCGGCAGUUGAAAUUGAGGAGUUUGCCAAGCCAAGUGAGCCGUUUUUCUUCAAGGCGAUGACACCGGACCACCUACUGAUGCUCGUUGCCUUGGCAACUUUUCAAAAAGGUAUUGUUCCACCGACACCAGCAAUGGAAUUGGUUAUGCAAGUUGGAGCCUGUUACCACGCGCUCACUGAUGCCCCAAGAAUGGGGAAACUGAGAUUGUUUCUCGGAAAGAAGCCCAUGGCGAAACUUGAGCAAUUUCUGACAGAGAUCGAAAACGAAACGGAUGCGGAUUUCUAAUA